Clonostachys solani is the source of this 1953-nucleotide messenger RNA. The record is from the annotation of a GenBank genome assembly. NCBI's taxonomy places the organism in Eukaryota, Fungi, Ascomycota, Sordariomycetes, Hypocreales, Bionectriaceae.
AUGGCCUCAUCCUUCAAAUACACAUCUCUCCAGCUCACGGAGAUUAGACUACUAGUCCUCCAUCCAGGCCAAGACCAGGACGUCUUAUGCGGCUCCAUUGCCGUCGCACAGCAUAAUCCUGAACAAGGCAACGUCCCGCAAUAUGAAGCCAUCUCGUACGCGUGGGGUGAUCAGACAAGUCCGGAUCACAUAACUCUACGUGCUUUGCCAAACGCCGAGUCAACUGUGAUCGACUCGAAUGAUGGUAAUGCCACAGAGGCUGAGUCCUCGCUUUCCAUUGGACAAAAUCUUGGCGCUGUCUUGCGACACCUUCGCCACGAGGCAGACACGCGGAUUCUCUGGUGCGAUUCUAUAUGCAUCAACCAGCAAGACUUUGACGAGAGAGCCGCACAGGUCCGCCGCAUGGGCGAGAUCUUCAAGCAUGCGCAGCGCGUCAUCGCCUGGUUAGGUCUGCCGGACGACCACAGCCACCUGGCCAUCCAGACCUUGCAACAAUGUGCCGACUACAUUGACUUCUCAAACGAGGAGGAGGCCAUGCUGGCCAACAAGAUAAACUUGAAACGAGAGGCAGCUGCACUGGUCACAGACAUGGAAACGAACCUGCCAUUGUCGCCUCAGCAGUGGACAUCACUAGAGGCCCUGCUCUCCAGAAGCUGGUUUCGACGGCUGUGGGUGCGUCAAGAGAUCCUGCUGGCGAACAAGGAAACCGUCGCCAUGGUUGGCAAAGACAGCAUUCCGUUUCUGCACUUUUCCGGUGCGAUAGAUUUGAUCUCUAUAAAGAGGAUGACGUUGGAGGCCAUCAGACCUCUUCAUUUAUCGGUCCACUUCUUCAAUAUGCGCACCUUCUCCUUCCUGAGGCACUUGAGAGACCUUUUCACCCUGAUAGCUUUUACGCACAACUGCGAGGUGACGAAUGAGAGGGAUCGCAUCUAUGGCUUACUCGGACUUGCGGAAGGACCUUUUGUUAGCAAAAUUUCCAUUGAUUACAAAAAGGGAGUCAAAGAAGUAUAUCGUGAUGCCCUCAUCGACGCCACUGAAUGGCAUUCAGACCUCAAGCUACUGUCAUUCUGCGACUCGGCGUCUGAACCGACGUGGAUCCCGGAUUUCCAUCGAAUACAAGGACUGCGCCCCAUAACUCACGCCCGGGCAGCCCUGGCCUCAGACGUGGAAGGCAAGGUCCUCGAUUUUGCACACAUCUGGUUGCAAGGAAUCAGGUGCGACAGUAUUGCCGAGCUGUUGGGGCCUCCUGACGGCGAGGAUCGCCCAAACGAACAGCUCCGUGCUGCCAUUGUGAGGGGUGCCAUUCGCUUCUUGGGCCCAGAUCCAGAUUUGUGGACGCAAGAUGAGGUCAAGAAGUUUUGCCUCGGGAUACUCGUCAACGACUUCCAUCUCUAUCCUCCCCAAAUAGAUGGGCUAAAGAGCUAUUUGGCAUCGUUGGUCCGUUCAGAGGAUACGGUCCCAGAGGCGCACUUCCUUCAGUUCAUCUACUACCUCACGGGACGCUCUCUAUAUUUCACAAGAAUGGGGUACGUCAUACUAGGACCGCGCGGCUGCCGAAUCGGUGAUGUCGUCUGCGUCUUUCUCGGCAGCCCCCUCCCUACUGUGCUCCGUCCAAUGGAAAAUGGUGAAUAUCAGGUCAGAGGGCCGGCAUCUCACCCUGCCCUCUUGAAUGGUGAAGCGCUCCUUGGCCCGCUUGCCGAGGGUUGGCGGAUACGGUACACGACUCGUGCUCUAGACCCUGUCUUUGAGUGUCCGCAUGGGAAACACUACCGUAUCGAUCCGCGAUUGAAUGAUGUCCCUAUUCCCGAGGGGAAGGAACUUCGUUGGAGGGAUAACGGCACCCCUUUUUGGUAUACGGCUGAGAUAGAUCGGUGGUCCAAUUUCGACCCACGAGUCUCAAUGGAGGAGUUGACAAAUAGAGGAGUCAAGGUAGAGAAAUUUACUUUAUCAUGA